GCAGAGCGACUUCCGCUCCAGGUACGCGAGGCCGCGGCCUUCAUUCUUCGUAGAAAGGUCUCUGCCUUUCCCCAGGAAAAGGAGGAGAAAAUGAUCAAGGUUCAGGAGCCGGUGACCUUCGAGGACGUGGCUGUGGCCUUCACGGAGGAGGAGCUGGGGCUGCUGGAUGCCACCCAGAGGCAGCUGUACCGGGACGUGAUGCUGGAGAACUUCCGGAACCUGCUCUCUGUGGGGAAUCAGCCCUUCAAACCAGAGCUCAUAUUCCAGUUGGAGAGAGAAGAAAAGCUUUCGAUGAUGGAGACAGAAACCUGGAGAGAUGGGUGUUCAGGAACCAAGAAUGAACAUCAUAUGGAGAGUAUUCGAGAAGUGGGAUUAAGCUGCCCUUCCCCCAAAGAGCUUUCCUCCUGGCAGAACUGGCAGCAAGGUGCAGGCGGGUUAAUGAGGUGUCAAGAUUCCAUGAACAAUUUUCAAGGGAAUAUUUCUCAGGUGCCAAAACAAGGUGAUUCCGCCUGCCAGGUUUGGGCAGAAAUACCCAUUCAGAUUCCUGAAGAUGAGAACUAUGUAUUGACUCAUGCAGAGGAUGGUUCCACUUACAUAACAAACCAAGACUUUCCAUCUUGGAGAGCCCAGCAUUCUUGGAGGAAAACAUAUCUGACAGAGUCAUGUAAUUAUCAGUGUAGAUGUCAGCAAAUUUCCAGGAAAAAUAAUUUCUGUAAGUGUGACAGCGUCAGUUGGAUGUCACAUCACAAUGAUAAUCUGAGACUACACCGAACAGAGAAAAACUACAGCUGCCACGACUGUGGAGAAGACAUCAUGAAGGUUUCAUUGCGCAAUCAAGACUUUCUUCAAACAGGGCAAAAACCCUAUCCCCCUAAUGAGUACAGAGAAUCCUUCAGUGAUGACGCCAGCUCUGAAAUCCAUCAGCAGUUCCCCUCAGAAGGGAAGCCCCACACAUACAGUCCACGUGGAAAGGGCUGUAGUUAUAGUUCAGUCCUUCGUAUUCAUCAAAGUGUUCCUAGAGGAGAUGGCUGUGUCUCUGAGAGUUCGCAUCUCCAAUCCCAUCGGAGAGUCCAUACAGAGGAGAAGCCAUGUAAAUGUGAAUAUGGUGAGGACUUCAGUCAGUGCUCGCCUCUCGACACUUACGAACUUCACACAGGAGAGACAUCCUACAAACGCACCAUUUAUGAGAAAGCCUUCAGUCAUAGCUUAGACCUUAAUAGUAUUUUUAGGGUCCGUACUGGGGGGGAACCCCACGAAUAUGAGGAGAAUGGGACUGUCUUUAAUGAGAGUUCCUGUCUUCAAGUCCAUCAGAGAAUGCACGCUGAAGAGAAACUAUACACAGGUGUGGAGUGUGAGAAGGGUUUCAUUUGUGCCUCAAAUCUUAACCUUCAGCAUAGAGUUCACAUGGAAGAGAUUCCCUAUAAUUCUGAGGAGUGUGGGAAUGGCUUCAGUCUGGCCUCACGUCUUCAGGACCUUCAGAUAGUCCACACCAGGGAAGAACCAUAUAAAUAUUAUGUUUGUGGUAACAAAUUCAGCCAAAAUGCCUAUCUUCAAGGCCAUCAGAAAAUUCACCUUGCAGAGAAACCUUAUAAGGAGUUUAGGAAUGGCUUCAAUUGGAGUUCAAAACUUAAAGAUCAUCAGAGAGUCCACGGUGGAGAGAAGCCGUACAAAUGCAAUGCCUGUGGUAAAGGCUUCAGUCAUAGAUCAGUUCUUACUGUUCACCAGAGGGUCCACACGGGAGAGAAACCUUAUAAAUGUGAAGAGUGUGAUAAGGGCUUCAGUCGGAGCUCAUACCUUCAAGCCCAUCAGAGGGUCCACACUGGAGAGAAACCCUACAAAUGUGAGGAGUGUGGGAAGGGCUUCAGUCGCAAUUCAUACCUUCAAGGCCACCAGAGAGUCCACACUGGAGAGAAACCCUACAAGUGUGAGGAGUGUGGCAAGGGCUUCAGUCGGAGUUCCCACCUUCAGGGCCACCAGAGAGUCCACACUGGAGAAAAGCCAUUCAAAUGUGAGGAGUGUGGGAAGGGCUUCAGUUGGAGUUUUAAUCUUCAAAUUCAUCAGAGAGUCCACACUGGAGAGAAACCCUAUAAAUGUGGAGAAUGUGGGAAGGGCUUCAGUAAGGCCUCAACGCUUCUGGCCCAUCAGAGAGUCCACACAGGAGAGAAGCCCUACCAGUGUGAUGAGUGCGGGAAGAGCUUCAGCCAGAGAUCGUACCUUCAGAGUCAUCAGAGUGUCCACACUGGAGAGAGACCCUACAUAUGUGAGGUCUGUGGGAAGGGCUUCAGUCAGAGGGCGUACCUUCAGGGUCAUCAGAGGGUCCACACUAGAGUGAAACCAUACAAAUGUGAGAUGUGUGGGAAGGGCUUCAGCCAGAGUUCACGCCUCGAAGCACAUCGGAGGGUCCACACGGGAGGGAAACCCUACAAGUGUGAGGUGUGCACAAAGGGCUUCAGUGAGAGUUCACGCCUUCAAGCUCAUCAGAGGGUCCAUGCAGAGGGGAGGCCCUAUAAAUGUGAACAAUGUGGGAAGGGGUUCAGUGGGUUUUCCAGUCUUCAAGCCCAUCACAGAGUCCACACUGGAGAGAAACCCUACAAGUGUGAGGUGUGUGGAAAGGGCUUCAGCCAGAGAUCAAACCUUCAGGCCCAUCAGAGAGUCCACACAGGAGAGAAACCCUACAAAUGCGAUGCGUGUGGGAAGGGUUUCCGUUGGAGCUCAGGUCUUCUGAUUCAUCAGAGAGUGCACAGUGAUGCUAAGUUCUAUAAAAGCGAAGAGGAUGGCAAGGGCUAUCCAUCUGAGAACCCUUACAGACAUGAAGUUCUGUGAAGUGCUGUUCCGUUUCGCUGUGAAGUCCUCAAAUGGGAGCUGAAAUUUUCCAUUCACUAGAGUUCUUAGAGUAGAAAAAUAAUUUCUUUAAUGAAAAUGCCAUGUUUCUGCCCGUCCUCGAUGUUCACAAUGGUCAGGAGACUACACAGCAGAGACAUCUAACGAGAGGGGUUCUGCCAGAACUCGAACCUCAGUCAUUGCACGUGACUCUAGCUGGUCGCUGCACUAGGGCUCAUAGAAGAUAAGACUAUGGUCAGGACGCGCGAGCCUGCCCACAUCCACGUCCGCUAGAACGUACACUUAACGAGAGCAGGGGCUUCCUUCACUGCUAAGUCUACAGAACCGUGACAUUCCAUACCUCAGGGUAGGUGCUCCGUACUUGUGCUAAAUGAGUAAAAGCCUGUAAAGGUAUCAUGUUUGAAAAUUUUAUUAAGCUCAUUUCCCUCCCGCCCAAAAUAAUUUAAAAAUGUGUUUGGGGUGCGGGGGGGGCGGGGGGUGGGAAUCCUGCAAGUAGCCUUAAUAUAAGUACUUCAAGUAGAUAAAUAGUAUUUGAAAUGUCGAACAUCAAGCACGGUUGCAAUCUGAAAUUACAUGAAUUUGGUUGUGACCCUGUUGGGGUUGGUUCCCAUCCUUUGUCCCUUCUUAAGCAAGGAUGAGCUGAAUGUCUCACCAUUUGGUCUCUUUCUAUACAGUAUACUAUCAGUUUAACUUUAGCUUUGUGUGUGUGUUUGUGUACAUGUAUGUGCACUUUAAAUGACAGUACAAACUGAUAAACAAUGUUUCUGGUUAACUUUACAAAAAUGGAACACUGCAUUUUUCAUAAUUGAAUUUUUAUCCCUGCCCUGUGUGGUAAAGCAGAGUUUUACUGUAAUAUUUGGAAAGAGUCAGAAAUGGUUGCUAAUGAGAAGUACUUUCUUAAUAAAUGUCAAAAUUACAA
Molecule: messenger RNA, 3760 nt
Organism: Equus quagga
Lineage: Eukaryota; Metazoa; Chordata; Mammalia; Perissodactyla; Equidae
Gene: ZNF112
Product: zinc finger protein 112
Exons: 5
Coding region: 91-2823 (910 amino acids)
Biological process (GO): regulation of transcription by RNA polymerase II
Cellular component (GO): nucleus
Molecular function (GO): RNA polymerase II transcription regulatory region sequence-specific DNA binding; DNA-binding transcription factor activity, RNA polymerase II-specific
Source: RefSeq, a predicted model, not a curated record